CGAGGCAGCGGCGGCCGCUGCGGGGGCCGAGGCGCGGUCGCGAGGCGGGCACGGGCCCGUGGCCCCAGAGCCGGGGAGCCGAGAGAGGCCGGCGCAGGGCCCGGCCCAGCGUAUCGCCGCCCGCCCCGGCCCGGCCCCGGCCCCGGCCCCGGCCCCGGCCCCGGACAGGGAGGUUCGCCCCUGAGCUUUGCUCAGACUCAUUGUGUGAGGACUUUGACAUCCUGGGUGGAGGGAAGGGGGGCUUCCCCCAUCCCUCCUCAAGCUGCUACCAUCAUGGCUCAGACCCUGCAGAUGGAGAUCCCCAACUUUGGCAACAGUAUCCUGGAAUGCUUGAAUGAGCAGAGGCUGCAGGGUCUCUACUGCGAUGUGUCAGUGGUGGUAAAAGGCCAUGCUUUCAAGGCGCACCGUGCUGUCCUGGCUGCCAGCAGCUCCUACUUCCGGGACCUUUUCAACAGCAGUAAGAGUGCAGUGGUGGAGCUGCCCGCCGCUGUGCAGCCCCAGUCCUUCCAACAGAUCCUUAGCUUCUGCUACACUGGCCGCCUCAGCAUGAAUGUGGGUGACCAGUUCCUCCUCAUGUACACUGCUGGCUUCCUCCAGAUCCAGGAGAUCAUGGAGAAGGGUACAGAAUUUUUCCUCAAGGUGAGCUCACCCAGCUGUGACUCACAGGGCCUCCACGUCGAGGAAACACCCUCGUCAGAGCCUCAGAGUCCCGUAGCCCAGACCUCCAGCUGGCCAGCUUGCAGUGCCCCACUUCCCCUUGUCUCUCGAGUUAAGACUGAGCAGCAAGAGUCAGACUCAGUUCAAUGCACGCCUGUAGCCAAGCGGCUAUGGGACAGUGGCCAGAAAGAGGGUGGUAGCAAUGGCAGCCGCAAAAUGGCCAAGUUCUCGAGCCCAGACUUGGGAGGGAACCGAUCCCAGCAGCCGCAGCCCCUAGCACAGCAGCCUCAGCAGCAGCAGGUGCCCCAGGGCAUGGCACCCGCCCCAGUGCCAGCAGGGGCAGCAGGGAUGGGGAGCGGGCCCAGCACAUCAGAACGGACCAGUCCUGGGACAUCCAGCGCCUACACUAGUGAUAGCCCCAGUUCCUACCAUAAUGAAGAGGAUGAGGAGGAGGAUGCAGGGGAGGAGGGCUCUGAUGAGCAGUACCGCCAGAUCUGCAACAUGUAUACGAUGUACAGCAUGAUGAAUGUAGGCCAGACAGCUGAAAAGGUGGAGGCCCUGCCGGAGCAAGUGGCCUCUGAGUCCCGCAACCGAAUCCGGGUGCGGCAAGACCUGGCCUCUCUGCCAGCCGAGCUCAUCAACCAGAUUGGCAAUCGAUGCCAUCCAAAGCUCUACGACGAGGGUGACCCUGCUGAGAAGCUGGAGCUGGUAACAGGCACCAAUGUAUACAUCACAAGGGCACAGCUCAUGAACUGUCACGUCAGUGCGGGCACAAGACACAAAGUCCUCCUUCGUCGACUCCUGGCCUCCUUUUUUGACAGGAACACUCUGGCCAACAGUUGUGGCACAGGCAUCCGAUCUUCCACCAAUGACCCUACCCGAAAACCCUUGGACAGCCGGGUCCUCCAUGCUGUCAAGUUCUACUGCCAGAACUUCGCCCCGAACUUUAAGGAGAGCGAGAUGAAUGCCAUCGCAGCGGACAUGUGCACCAAUGCCCGAAGGGUGGUGCGUAAGAGCUGGAUCCCCAAGCUGAAGCUCCUCAUGGCUGAGGGCGAUACGUACACGACCUUCAUCAAUGACACAGGCAAGAUGGAGCCCGACAUGAUGGGUGUGGAGCACGGCUUUGAGACGGCCAGCCAUGAUGGGGAUGCUGGGCCCUCAGCCGAAGCCCUCCAAUAACCCUUCCCCCCCUCUCUGCCCUGUCUGACCUAGCCUUUCCUGGCUUGUACUCCUCCUCCUCUUCCCCAGUCGCAGGCUGCCCUUUGGCAAGGGGUUCCCUCUGCCUUUCAUUUUGGACUUUGUUAUUCUUUGGUUAACAUCCCCUCCUGUCCUUGGUCCAGUUUGCCAGAAUGGACGUGUGAUCACUGCACGAUGCUGUCUGUCCCAUUCCCUCCCUCCUCCCCCCAACAGCACCACUUCUUUCCCAUGGGGCACAUAGCACCAAGGAGCAGAAAUCCAGGUGGAUUGUGUGGUCCUGUGGGGUGGGUUGAAGUGGGAAAUCUCUCCGGUCUCUUCCCACCCUGUUUACCAUUUCUUGAAAGGCACUGAGAGUGGUUGGGAAAGUGUCAAACAUGAUUUUGUUUCCUUUACUUUUUUUUUUUUAAACAAACACUCAGAAUGAUCUAACUAUAUAUAUAUAAAGAGAGAGAAAUCUAUAGACCUAGAAAUAAUAUAUAUAUUAUAAAAAUAUUUACCAGGAAAGGAAAAGCAUGUUCGUCCUACAAGCAAGAGAAAAUGAGUAACAAAUUGCCUUUCAGUGGCAAAUGCUCCCCACCCCCAAACUCCCAAGUCAGUGCCCCAGUAGUAUCCUUUGGGAGUGGGUAUCAGGGAUUUGGACUUUCUCCCUGCCCUUCCUGAAGAUUGCCCUUGGAGGCUAGACUUGGCCUCUGGCUCUCUUUAUACUUUGUUCUUCCAGGCCUCCAGUCUGCAUUUCUGCCGUUCUUCCUCUUCCUUCAUAGAGCUUCUGGCUUUUUUCACCUUCAUUCUUAGCCCACUUUUCCAAAACAUCUUCCCAUCUAUUUAAUUUUAUUAUUGGGACAUCCUGUGGGAUGGUAAGGGCAACUGGCAGUAAUGCCACUUAACAGAGAGGAAAUUGAAGUGUUUCCCCCCAAUUUUUGCCUCUCAAGUAAAGUGAUCUGCCCAGUGUCACAGCAAGGGAGUGGCAGGGUGUGGACAAAAACGAGAAGAACAAGAACAAGUUCCCAAACUGAUGGGCCAGUGAUCUUUGUUCCACCAGACUCCAGCAGCCUCGGAUCUUUAAUUCAUUUUUGUUCUUUUUGGAGGAAGGAACAGGUGCUGAAUCAGGAGUCUUAUGUAGGAAGAGAGGAAACAGAGAGAGACUGUGAGAGUGUGAUUGUGAGUGUGUGUCAUCACUAGAGUAGGAAUGACUUGAAUGGUUUUGCUUUGGCAAAACAAGAUGGAAUCUGAAGUGUUCCUAGGGAUAGUGGAGUAGGACAGGCAGGAAGGGGAGCAGUGAGGCUGAAGUUGGACUCCUUUAUGUGUCACAUGAACCUCUCCUGAGAGGUAGCAACCCUGUGGCUCUCCUCCCUGUCCAGUCCUUUCCUCUACCCGUCCUGAAGCCCUGUGGACAGACUUUAAAAAUGUAGCAAGUCCUAUGGAAAUGUCAAGACCUAUAGAAUUUUCAACCAAUAUGACUUCCCAUGAUCCUCUUUACCUCCCAAGCCUGUAGGCCUGGUGGGCUUAGUUGUUCCUGGGGUCUUGAAGGUGUUGGGGAACAGUGUGAGAGAAAUCUAUCCACAUUCUAUGGGCUUUGUCAAUUUUUCUUUAAACUAGCCCUUCUGUCUUUUCUGGUCCUCAUUUCUGCCAAUCCAUGGCUUUCCCGCUGAGACUCUUGACAUGUCCAGCCUGGUCAGGCCCUACUAAAGGUUAGUUCUCAUUUCAAAUAAGCUGAGUUGUGGCUAUUCCCUUUCCUUAAUUAAGGAUGUUUUCUAGUUUGUUAUAUGUGAACAUGGAUAGGGGAGGAGGGGACAUCUUUAUUUCAUUUUUGUUUGCCUCUCUUCUCUCUCCCCCAUCCUCAGAUCCUGGGUGACCUCUCUCCCAAAGUUAGGGUGCUCCUUUAGGCCAAAUCCUAUAUUCUUUCUGAAUGUCUCAUUGGUUCAGAGAUUUAGAGGUGGAGGGGAGGGACCUGAGAGGUCAUCUGGUUUAAUUGAGGCCCCCAGAAGUUACAUGACUCCCCCCAGCAGGGCCAGGACGAGCAGCUGACUAUCUUUCAUGUUAUUUUCUCUCCACCACUGUCUCUGCUGGGGCUGGGCACAACACAGGUGCUCAGACCUGAGCUACCUGCAGAGUCACUUCUACCUCCUCCUCGGACUUCAUUGGAGUGGUGCCAUAGGAUCAGGGAUGGAUUGGGGGGAAGAGCACAAACUUGUUGGACCCCCUCAGAAUCCUAGCUUUGUCAGUAGCUCUGUCCAUUGCCACGGUGGGUGCAUCCAUUCUUUCUGCUCUUUAGCUAGUCAUAAGUAUUUACAUGCUGACUACAAGCCAGAAACAGGCCUAUGUGCUGCAGAAAGAAAAAAGGGGAAACUAAACAGUCCCUGCCCCCAUGAGGAGUUUACUUUUGAAUGUCAGUAAUUCCCAGCCUUCUCUCUGCUUUAUUUAUGUUCCUUAGAAGGGGCAAAGCAAGGGCUGCCUGAGAGUCUGAAUGGCUGGGACUCUCCUCUCCUCUUUGGCCAACUUGCUGGCCAGGAGUCCUCUUUGUAAAUGCCCGGUGUCACUGUUUAGGAUGGAGCCAGCGGUGGGGCUGGCCCCGAUCUGUCUGUUUUUUCUGGAUUGGGGUCGACUUGUAGGCAGAAUAAUAGGAGGCCUUCCCCUCUCAUUUUCUGGCCUUUUUUUCUGCUUUCUAAGGACCUUGCUCUGGGCCCAGCAUGCUCUAUUCUGCUAUCCAUAAGGAUAGCUGAGGGGUCACCUGUGAGUCUGGCCCUGUAAGACCAGGAGUAGUAGUGAGGGGCACAUGCACUUUGAAGGAGCUCCCGUCCCAGGACCUCAAGACUUUGGCACAGUGUACCUAGGAGAGCCACUCUCACUCCCUCCUCCCGCCCCGCUCAUUAAUUGAGGCUGCAUUACUUUGGAAGAGGCCAUUUGAAGAAAAUGUUCCCCCCUUGCCAGUUUCCUGAAGCUAGCCUAUGUUUUGUCUGUCUGAUCUUUCCUAGUUCCUCAGGAUAAAACCCUUUUUAAAUGACCCUACUAGUCUACUCAGUGUAAGCUAAGAAAGAGAGGGAACAAGCGAAUUUUUUUCCUCCAGUUGUGUACCCCACAGCACCAGAGCCCUCUUGUGUCACAUUCUAUAUGUCCACUUCUCGGUCACUUUCCUAAGCCCCUGAGAGGGACACUAGAUCUUUCUUGCCCUAAAAUACAAGCACCUUAUCUGCCCUCCCACCCUUAAAACUGUCCUAAUUCCCCUUCCCCAAAUCUCCCAAAGCACAAGGCCCCUCAAGGUGUUCUAACUGGAGUCACCUGUGAGGUUCUGGGACCAAAUUGGGGGAGGAGAUAUCAGUAAGGAAGGGAGGCAGAGUGGGAGAGCCCCUUCUCAUCUUGGUGCCUGGCGAAGAGAGGAAGGACAGUAUGUGUAUCCCUUAUGUAUUGUGUCCCCAAAAUCCAGCUGUGAAUUAUGUAGCCUGUGGAGCUGCCUGUCAUUAAUGAGGGAUAGGAGGGGGAGAACAGAUCAUGGGGGUAGGCCGGCAUUAAAAUUUAAAAUUGGGUUGUCUGCCAGCCUUGCGUCAGCACAUUCCUGCCCUGCUCCAGCUUAGGCCCUGGAGCCUUUUGUCCCAACACUAUCACUAGCUCAGAGCGUUGAGAUUCAGCCCCACCUAGCCUGAGCUCUCCCCCCAGUGUGAUCAUUAUUCAGAGUGUCUACCCCUCUCCCUUCUGCAACCCUUAAUUGGACCCCAAGUUCCUCCCUUUAGGCUGCAGCCUCUGCUUCCCUAGGAUCCUCUAUUUCAUACACCUGGAAGCUUGAGAGGAGGUGUCAUUUAGCAAUAAAGGAGGCAGCUAAAGGCGAGGGGAAUAUGGAGAGAGGAGACUUGUGCAUUUCCAAAUUCCAUGGUUGUAAGCGGAUGUUUGUUCCAUGAUCCCGAGAACCCUAGACUUGGAGCUGAAAACGACUUAGAAUCACCUUGUCCAGAUGCCAAAAGGUGCAGAGCUUGGAGGGGGCCUGAGGGACUGUGCUGAAGUGGGCUGAGGAGGGGGGGAGGGGAGUCAGCUCCUCCCAGGAGAGCCAAAGACAAGGGUUGUGCCUUACCAAAGGGGGGCUGCCCCCUUCCUUCUCCUCCCUCCUCCCCAGGGUCCUGCUCUUCAAUUUCCUUUCUCAAACAUCCCUCAUCUACCCCUUCCCUCUUCCCCCCAUUCGCCUUUCUGCUGAGCUGCAUGGCCCAGGAAUGCUGGGUGCUUUCUGCUGAUGCUGCAGCUGCUUCUCCACCAACCACCCUCAGAAGUCAGGCCCAAAAUCAAGUUUUCCACAAAAAAAGGAAGAAAAAAGACAAAAAACAAUCUCCCCAGACCCUGGGGCUGCCAGGAUUUGUCUGUGUGAAGUGCCAAUGACCUUGUGACCUUCAGAAAACACACACAAGGCUCCCCAGUCCCCAGCCCGCCUCACCCCCGUGACCCCAGUAAUGAGGCUUGCACAUUAACUACUGUAAAGAGGAGCAGAGCUGGAGAAAUGUGAAUAAUAAUACUGAAUAAUAAAUAAUGGCAUUUGUAA
This is a messenger RNA of Sarcophilus harrisii (Tasmanian devil), 6373 nucleotides long. RefSeq names its product nucleus accumbens associated 1 (gene NACC1). Gene Ontology annotation, molecular function: DNA-binding transcription factor activity, RNA polymerase II-specific; protein binding; RNA polymerase II cis-regulatory region sequence-specific DNA binding. The transcript has 6 exons. The coding region runs from base 274 to 1836 and encodes 520 amino acids. Gene Ontology annotation, biological process: regulation of transcription by RNA polymerase II. Lineage: Eukaryota; Metazoa; Chordata; Mammalia; Dasyuromorphia; Dasyuridae. The record is from RefSeq and is a predicted model, not a curated record.